Molecule: messenger RNA, 2302 nt
Organism: Hyla sarda
Lineage: Eukaryota; Metazoa; Chordata; Amphibia; Anura; Hylidae
Gene: AKT2
Product: AKT serine/threonine kinase 2
Biological process (GO): protein phosphorylation
Molecular function (GO): ATP binding; protein serine/threonine kinase activity
Source: RefSeq, a predicted model, not a curated record
GCCGGAGUCUUUCCUGAGGUUUUAUUCGGAUUUUUUUUUUCUUCUCCCGUCGGGCGGAUGUAGGCGGAUGUUCUUGGCCUCCAUUCUCUGUAGCGCCGCAACUUUCGCGAGGAGGAAGACAUGAGAACGGGGAUCUGCGGGGUGAGCGGGGCCUGACUGCAGGAGAACCAGCACCUUGUCUUCACCGUGCCUUCUCUGAGAGCUGAUUGAUCACACCCGGGCCUUUAGUCUUUCUAUCACCAUGAAUGAAGUAAUGGUGGUGAAGGAAGGCUGGCUGCAAAAAAGAGGUGAGUACAUAAAGACCUGGAGACCCAGGUAUUUCCUUCUGAAAAGCGAUGGCUCUUUUAUCGGCUAUAAGGAGAAGCCCGAUUCCUCCGAGCACAGUAUGCCUCUCCCACCGCUCAACAACUUUUCUGUAGGAGAAUGUCAGCUUAUGAAGACAGAGCGGCCUCGGCCCAACACUUUUGUGAUCCGUUGUUUGCAGUGGACUACAGUCAUCGAGCGCACUUUUCACGUGGACACCCCCGAAGAAAGGGAGGAGUGGAUGAGGGCGAUACAGACUGUAGCCAACAGUUUAAAGAACCAGGAGAAUGAUGAAGAGGAGGAGGCCAUGGACAUCAAGUGUGGAUCUCCUAGUGACACACCAAGUACGGAACAGAUGGACAUAGGCGAUUCCAAGGGACGAUCCAAAGUAACAAUGAAUCACUUUGAUUAUCUGAAGCUGCUGGGAAAAGGAACAUUUGGAAAAGUAAUCCUGGUUCGAGAAAAAGAAACGGGUCGCUACUACGCCAUGAAGAUUUUACGAAAAGAGGUCAUCAUCGCUAAGGAUGAAGUGGCUCACACAGUUACAGAGAGCAGAGUCUUGCAGAACACGAGGCAUCCCUUUUUAACGGCUUUGAAGUAUGCGUUCCAGACAAGCGACCGGCUCUGUUUUGUGAUGGAGUAUGCUAAUGGAGGAGAGCUGUUCUUUCACCUGUCUCGGGAACGAGUCUUCACGGAAGACAGAGCACGGUUUUAUGGAGCAGAGAUAGUCUCAGCCCUGGAAUAUCUCCACUCCAGGAACGUGGUGUACAGGGAUAUAAAGAAAUGCCUUGUACUGCUGGGGGUGUAACAGGAUUCUAAGCCAUAGUGUUGAUGAGACACAGGAAAGCCAUCCCAAAGUCCUUAGCAGCUACUGCCUCCUACAGGGGACCCGCUCAGCCGUGAGCAGCGUCCUGCCCUCCUUAACGGUACCAUGAAUUUCAUAGAUGUGCUCCACGGGUCUCCCAUUUGUGCAUGUCGCGGUAGGGAACAUAGGCUGUCCAGACGGUUAAGUGGCUCUGAUGGUGCUCUUUCCACUUGGUCGGUACACACAGCAAACAUUAAUGUAGUCGAGCGUUUCCCUUCACGUAUACACCUUCGCCAUGUCCUGUAAAUAUCUGCAGAUAAUUUCAUGGCCAUAUGGCGGGGCUCUAGCGCACUGCCCUCACUUAUGUUACCGGCCUGAUACUUAGUUAUGGGGUGUGUACACCUUUAAACGUUGGUGUAAACGCCUUCCUUACUUUCACAAGCAUGUAAGUGGCUUAGUUUCAAUAGCUGAAUGUAUUCAAGGAACUUCCCACAGACCCAAUCCCCCCUCUCCCUUACAAAAUGAUGGAAUAUCGGGUCAACAGCAAUAAUUAUUAUUUUUUUUUAUUUGUGUAAUGUUUGUUGGCCUUUAAAGGAGACAUUAUUUAGGUUUUUCAAUUUUUGUUUCAUGCCAGCAUGGCCGCAGAUAAAACAGUGUGACAAUGUAUCCUCGGUGAUGUGGCAAGAAUCAAGCCAAGGUCAUUCAUUGGUGGGGAGUUCUGUCCCGCCUCUGAAGAUCUUAAGGAAUGUACCAAGCAUCAAUCGAGGGAGGGGAGGGAAUUGUUUGCUAUAACCAGAAUUUUCCAGUAAAGAUUAUCUUUUAAACCGUACCAGGCGAAUAAUAACUAAAAGCAGCAGUUUCAGGAGCAUUAAUGUAUUUCUUAAUUUAGCAAAAGCUGAAUUUGCUCUUAGGAAAGUCAUUUAAGGGGGCAGUCCCAUGUGCUAAUACUUAUUUAAUUUAGCUUGUGAAUUUUUUUUUUUUUGGGGGGGGGAGGGGGGGUCAUAUCUUUCUAAGUUACGCUUGUAGGUAUAUUUUCAAAAAAAAGGAAAAGAAAUUAAGAAUGUGGAGCCUUGUUGAAAGAUGUUGAUGGUGCCUGGGACUGGCCCUUUAAAUGCCGUGCUGUAUUUGGUGAAUGUCUCUUAUCUCUGAAAUGAAUUUUUUUUUUUAGACAUUUGAGAUGAAAACAAUACAAUA